Photinus pyralis (common eastern firefly) is the source of this 3367-nucleotide messenger RNA. RefSeq names its product fat-like cadherin-related tumor suppressor homolog. The coding region runs from base 26 to 3367 and encodes 1113 amino acids. Gene Ontology annotation, cellular component: plasma membrane; catenin complex. The transcript is spliced from 10 exons. Gene Ontology annotation, biological process: homophilic cell-cell adhesion. NCBI's taxonomy places the organism in Eukaryota, Metazoa, Arthropoda, Insecta, Coleoptera, Lampyridae. The record is from RefSeq and is a predicted model, not a curated record. Gene Ontology annotation, molecular function: cadherin binding; calcium ion binding.
UAUUUCAGGUUUAAUUACGACGACUAUGAGACGACUGAACCGAGAGCAUCAAGAAGAGCACACACUAGAGGUUUUAAUCGCUGAUAAUGGAAAGCCACCUUUAUCGUCAACCACAAGAGUUGUAAUUAAAGUUGAAGACGUUAACGAGCACGCUCCAGAAUUUGAAGAUAACUUUUAUAAAGUUCAAAUUCCGUCAAGUGCCAGUUUGGAUGCCCCCGUUUUUCAGAACGAUGAACAAGAUGAUUUCGAGGGGGCAGAUGCCGCGGCAGAUGACGAUUGGGAAAUGUUUGGAGCUAAUGACGUUAUUGGUCUUGAUCGCGUACUGCGGGUCUUGGCUUACGACAAGGACUCGGGUGCUAAUGGUGAAAUACGGUACAGUAUCAAGUCUGGAAAGGGUCGGACAAAAUUUAAGAUCGAUAGUAUCACUGGAGUUGUCUACGCGCAGAAAGGGUUUGAACCUGGUCAGGAGUACGAGCUUAAUGUCAAAGCAACUGAUCGAGGGGAACCGCCCAAGAGUUCUACGUGCCACGUGUCGAUUCACGUGCUUCAGGUUCCGAAAUCAUCCAAACAUGCACCCGUAGUGAAAACCCCGAAUAGAGUGGCAAUCACUGAAAGUGAUAGUGGGCGUUUCUUGGUAACCUCGAUUCAGGCAACUGACGCCGAUAAUGACACUCUUUGGUAUGACAUUGUAGGAGGCGAUCCCAGAAGCGAAUUUCACAUCGGCAGAGACACCGGGAACAUACUGCUUGCUCACAAAUUAGACUGGGAAACCCAGCACGAAUAUACUCUUAAUAUUAGUGUUACUGACGCCGUUCAUACUGUCUACACGCAACUUGAAGUAACAGUGAGCGAUAUAAACGACCAUAGGCCUGAGUUCUCCGAAAGUUUUUAUAAAGUUGAAAUAUCCGAAGCAGUCCCGGUAGGUACCGAAAUUCUCAGAUUAAAGGCUAGCGAUCGAGAUGAGAGCAGCAAGUUGGUUUACGAAAUGUCUUCGGCACGUAACAUGGCUUCCCUUCAGAUAUUUAAGCUGGACUCAAUCACCGGCGUAAUUUCGCUGGCUUUAAACUUAGAUCGGGAAUCCCUAAGUGAGCAUUUGCUCACGUUUGUGGUACGAGACGGUGGUACUCCGGCGUUAAGAAACUAUGCCAGAGUUCUUAUAAUUGUGCACGACCACAAUGACCACAUUCCACAGUUUUCCGAACAAAUUUUAGUGGGGCGCGUUUACGAAUCGGCAGCGGUUGGUAGUGCGGUCAUCAGAGCGUUUGCCAUUGAUCAUGACAAAGGAGAGAAUGCCAGAAUUACGUAUUCGAUCACGUCGGGAAAUGUUGGAAAUGUAUUUGCCAUCGACCCUGAUCUUGGUAUCAUACAAGUUGCGCGUGAAUUAGACUUGACCAUUGCCAAAGAGUACACAUUGUUCAUUAAGGCUACCGAUCACGGUAAUCCUCCUCUGUCGUCCACAAUUCGUGCGCACAUCAUGCUCGCUAUGGCAGAUAAUGCCCCGCCACGUUGUCUCAACAAAGAGAUUACUGCCGAAAUAUUUGAAGACCAGCCUGUGGGUAGCUACAUCGCGCACCUCGACGUUCGAAGCACCUCUUCCAUUCAGUUUGAAAUUGUAGACGGUAACGAUGGUUCGUUUAUGAUCGGACCCAGUACUGGCGUCAUCAUUACUUACAAAGAGCUGGACUAUGAAACCACAAAGUACUACAACUUGAGCGUCACCGCCACAAACAUGGCGAGCGCAUCUACCUCCUGCACAGUUAUCGUUCAUAUUCUAGACAAAAAUGACAAUGCCCCCCAGUUCUUACAAGCAAACUACUCUGGAGUUAUCAGCGAAGCGGCACCGAUAAACUCCCUACUACUCACAAACACAAGCGAUCCUCUGGUUAUAAAAGCGUUUGACGCAGACUCCGAAAUUAACUCGCUCUUGCACUAUGACAUCAUUGAAACGCUUCCAAGACAAUACUUUCAUAUCGACGCAACCACGGGGGCGAUCCGAACCGUUCGAUUUUUGGACCACGAACUCUACAGUUCGUUCACAUUUCACGUGCAAGUUUCGGAUUUGGGAAAGCCAAAGCUAUCGUCGGAAACAGUGGCUCGCGUCGACAUUACAAUACUCGACGUAAAUGACUCGCCACCUCGCUUUUCAGAUUCAAUAUACAACGCCACGCUCCUAUUGCCGACUUACAAAAACGUGGCAGUUAUUGAGGUGAACGCUACCGAUCCGGAUGCGUCGGACAACGCCUCUUUGCGCUAUGACAUAAUUGAAGGCAACAAGAAUGAGAUCUUUGCCAUAAACUCGCGCACAGGACUGAUAACCGUGGUGGAUCCAGACCAUAUGAAGUCCCUACAUAAACUACAAGUCCGAGUAUCCGACGGAAAGUUCUCGAACGUCGCCAAAAUAUACAUCAAGGUGGAGCAAUCGGAGAACUCAGGGUUGAUAUUCCAAAAAUCAGUCUACGAAGGAUCGGUCAUUGAGAACUCGACGAAGAUUACAACAGUAUGCGUUGUUAACGUCUUGGGAAGCGCGCUGAAUGAACAUUUGGAAUUUCGCAUACUGAACCCGAAUGAAAUGUUCAGCAUAGGUCUAACGUCGGGAGUCAUUCGUACCACAGGAUUAAGAUUUGAUCGCGAAGCAAAAGAUCAAUAUGAGCUAAUUGUGGAGGCCCGAAGUCAAGUCCCAGACCGGGAAAGGCCACGAGUAGCUCAUGUUGUUGUUAACGUUACCGUUAUGGACGUUAACGACAACUGCCCAAUGUUCGUUAAUCUUCCGUAUUACGCCGUCGUUUCGGUUGAUGAUGUAAAGGGCAGUGUUAUUGCCAAGGUCCACGCUAUUGACAUGGACAGUUACGAAAACGGGGAGGUUCGUUACGAACUAAUCAAAGGCCAUGGGGAACUCUUCAAAGUACAACGAGAAACUGGCGACAUCGAAAUCAAGCAAAGCUUAGAAGGUCAUAACAGAGAAUACGACUUGCUAAUAGCAGCCUAUGAUAAAGGAAUUACACCGUGCAGAACUGACGUAACGGUUCACAUUAAAGUAAUUGACCGCUCCAUGCCAGUUUUUAAGAAACAAUUUUAUUCGGAGAUCGUUCCCGAAAAUGUAGAGUUGCACUCCCCUUUGGCCUUAUCAGUUCAGGCGGAAUCGCCUUUGGGCCGUAAAUUAAUUUACAGCAUUGUUAAAGGAAACGACUUGGAAGAAUUUGCGCUAGAUUUCAAUACCGGAGACAGUUUUAAACCAGAAAGAUCAAUAGACAAUCUUUCGCUUUUCUUAAAAGAGUUUUUACUUUCUGAUCGACCACUUUUUAAUAUCACAGAAGCCCCCGACAGUAACAAUGGGCCUUGUGAGUAUUACUACAUAGAUACAUACUAG